Oenanthe melanoleuca is the source of this 3407-nucleotide messenger RNA. It is a transcript of the gene FBXO28, whose product is annotated as F-box protein 28. NCBI's taxonomy places the organism in Eukaryota, Metazoa, Chordata, Aves, Passeriformes, Muscicapidae. Gene Ontology annotation, biological process: protein polyubiquitination. The transcript is spliced from 5 exons. Gene Ontology annotation, molecular function: protein binding. Bases 989 to 2041 code for a protein of 350 amino acids. The record is from RefSeq and is a predicted model, not a curated record.
AGCAGCGUUUGCUUUAUUCUGGGUGUUCCGCCUGCUCAGUUAUGGUUGUUCCAGGCAGUGUUUUUCGGGCUGCCGAGGGUUUUGCCAGCUGGCUCUGAUCCCAAAGGCUGGCAGCGGACCUGCAGCCCCCCGGGCAGAGCAGGGGCAGCUUGGACACCCAGCACAGAAAGGGGCUCGCCCACCUGUGGGCAAAACACUGCAGGCUGGAUUAAUUUGUAAUAAGAUGUAGUUGUGUCUCCCUUAGGAGCUCCAGGGGUAUUUUCCACCCUGCAGCUGCCUCGCUGUAACCCGGACACAUUGUCCCGGUAGGAACACUGCGGGACUCCGCAGCAGCUCCCGUGGAGUUUGGGGACGUCCUUCCCACAGUUUCCUCAGAGAGCAUGGAGAGAGGUAGCACACGAGGGGAUGCUCUAAAGCCGCCUCGGGGGAAGUUCAGGCUGGCUAUCAGGGAAGCUCCUCAGGGAGAGAGCGGGAAUCCCUCGCGGGGAUCCCAGACCCGUUACGGUUGGCAGGGAGCUCCGGAGAUCGCCAGCCCAACCGCCCGCCAAGGCAGGGUCACCUGGAGCAGCGACACAGGAACGCGUCCAGUGGGCUCUCACUGUCUCCAGAGAGACAGAGACUCCACGGUCUCCCUGAGCAGCUGUUCCAGCGCUCUGCCACCCUCAGCUUAAAAACUUCUCCCUCAGGUUGGCGAACUUCUCGUGUUCUAGUGUACGGCCCUCGCUUCCCGCCCCGUCUCUAGGCAGCACCGAGAAGAGUCGGGCACAGUCCCGCAGACGCCCGCCCGCGAACGGCGCCCCUGAGGGCAGGGGUGGCGGCCCACGCCCUCAGGCGCCGCAGCAGCGCCCACGGUUCCAUUCUUCCAUUCCCCCAUUCCCACAUUCCCAUUCCCUGCGGGAACGCCGGGGCGGGCCGCCCGUGACGGCUGCGGAAGAGGCGUCACAGAGAGGCGGUGCCGUCCCCCCGCGGAGGAAGGACGGGCUCCAAGAUGGCGGCGCCGGAGGAGCGGCUCGUGUCGGAGGGCGAAGGCGGCGCCCCGGGCUCGGCGCGGCUCUCCCCGGCCCCGCUGCCGGAGGCCGCCGAGCCGCUGGCGCCCAUGGAGCCGCCGCCUCAGAGCAACACGCUCAUGGGGCUGCCCAUCGUGGCUAUCGAGAGCAUCCUCAGCUUCCUGUCCUACGAUGAGACGAGCCAGCUGCGCCUGGUUUGUAAACGAAUGGACUUGGUUUGCCAGAGAAUGUUAAAUCAGGGAUUUCUGAAAGUGGAAAGAUACCACAACUUGUGUCAAAAGCAAGUCAAAGCUCAACUUCCAAGACGGGAGUCAGAAAGGAGAAACCAUUCAUUAGCUCGCCAUGCAGACAUCCUCGCUGCUGUAGAAACGAGGCUCUCUCUCUUAAAUAUGACUUUCAUGAAGUAUGUGGAUUCCAAUCUCUGUUGCUUCAUACCUGGAAAGGUAAUAGAUGAAAUUUAUCGAGUGCUAAGAUAUGUAAACUCUACAAGAGCUCCUCAGAGAGCUCAUGAAGUUCUUCAAGAACUAAGGGACAUUUCCUCCAUGGCUAUGGAAUAUUUUGAUGAGAAGAUUGUUCCAAUACUGAAAAGAAAGAUGCCUGGGUCAGAUGUAUCGGGACGUCUAAUAGGAACUGCCCCAGUUCCAGGGCCUUCUGCAGCGCUGACAACAAUGCAGCUGUUCUCCAAGCAGAGCCCUUCCAGGCAGGAGGUCACCAAGCUGCAGCAGCAGGUGAAAGCCAACGGCACGGGCCUGACGGCGCUAAAGCGGGAGAUCUCGGAGCUGCGCGUCAAGGUGCAGGAGCAGCAGAAGCAGCUCCAGGAUCAAGACCAGAAACUGCUUGAGCAAACCCAAAUCAUUGGGGAGCAGAACGCCCGCUUGGCCGAGCUGGAGCGCAAGCUGCGAGAGGUGAUGGAGAGCACAGUAGGGAAUUCUUCAGCUUCCGGCUCAAAUGAACAAUCUCCCAGGAAACGGAGGAAGGCCGUGGAUUCCACAGACUGUCCUAGGAAAUCGAAACGCCUUCGGAGCAGAAAAUAGCUGGGGAGGAAAUGGCGCCUUCAGGAGGAUACACUGCUCUAGUAGCCCAAGCAGGCCUGCUUGUUUGGAUACUGUGACCAGCUUCAUGGUGUCACUUAGGCUGCUGGCUCUUCAAAACACCACUUAGACUUGAACAGUAAUUUUCUUUCAUCGACUUUUCCCCUGCUUUCUAUAUGGGUGGGCCUAAUGCACAGAAUCUUUAAGAUUUGCAAUAGCUACAUACUAACCAGACCUGCUCUGUUAUGUUUUGAAGGGUUAACCUUUUUUUUCCGUGCAGAUGUGUUUCAAGUAAACUUAUUUGUGUUUAUGCAUAUGUUCACAUGAAAUCUUAAAUAAAUUGUCUUAACUGACUAAAUGGUUAAGAGUAAAAACAGAUGUCCUGCUCACUUGAAGGAAAGAUCUGCUUUUAAAACCUUGUUUCUGAGAACUUGACCUUUUUUGUUACAAGUGACCUUGUCUGGAAUGUCUGAAAAGUAGUUAAUACUUUUUGGGGUUCUCUGUAAUGAGUAAAACUGACUUCUUAAGCUACAGUAUUGGCUAUAUAUUUUUGUAAACUUCGUGGAAGGGCCUUCUAUCCAGUCUUCACAUGCACACACCCUGGUUCUAGGUCUUGGGAGCCAUAUUCUACAUUUGCAUGGAUAGAUGCAUGUACAGCUUAGUCAGCCUGCCAAAAGCACUUGCCUGACUUGCCUGAAACUGUUCCAAACUCUGGGAGAGAGCACAGAGACGUGUCAAGCAAUUCCUUUGUUCCUCAGCCAUAACAGUCUCUGCUUUCAGCACAGCAGCUUCCUUGCAGCGAGGUGAUCUGGGGAGGUGAGCAGCAGGAGCGUUUGAGCCUGGGCUGUGUGGCUGCCCCUCGCCCUGCCUGGAAGGCAGGGAUUACUCUUAGCCAAAGCUGGAGAAUGGAGAGGCUGCCUGUGCAUCACUUGGGUCAUAGGCCAGCACUGAACACCUGCAAAUUCUCCCUGGAGUCACCAAGCUCUGGGAACAUCAUUUGAGUGAAAUGCUGUAUUAUGGGAAAACUUAAACUAUUCUGUGUGUCUGUGUUGGGGUUAUGGCAGAAAUUUCUCUGUAACAGUGAUGACAAUAUUCUAAGCUUUCCUUAUCCUAGAAGGUAAAUUACUUCAGACUUCACUGAAAAGGUAAACCACUUCAGAGCUUUAAUUUCUUUUGCACUUCUGUUUUGAGCUUGUAACUGGAAAAGCAUGUCUUGCACUGUUCAGUCUCUCUGGUCACUUUAACCACCUCAGAGUUGUGUACAGUGAUUAUUCCCUCCCUGCCAUCUGUAUAUUUUUGGAAUCUUAUACAAAUACCAUUGUCCUUGUUUUUGUUUUAAUGUACUAAACUAUGUAGCUUUAUAAUUUGA